UGUUCGACGUUGACUGGUGUGAGAGGAAGCUCCGAGAAAUCCUGGAUUUGGAAACCUCGAACAAAUUUUCGUCCAUAGUUCUCCCUCUCUCUCUCACUCUCUUUCUAUUUUGAUCCAAGCGAAAUUAUGUCCAAAUUUCGCUCUCUGUUAUUCAUCUUCUUGAUUUCGAUUGCAUCGGUUGUUCGAGAAUCCAUUUGUUCGUCUGCUCGUUCGGCGAGCACCACCGUAGAUCCUAGUAAAGUGAAGCAGAUUUCAUGGAAACCAAGAGCUUUUGUAUAUGAAGGUUUUCUCACGGACCUAGAAUGCGACCACCUGAUUUCUAUUGCGAGAUCCGAGCUAAAGAGAUCUGAGGUUGCUGAUAAUGAGUCAGGAAAGAGCAAGCUCAGUACUGUUCGAACGAGCUCAGGAAUGUUCAUUCCUAAGAGCAAGGAUGCUAUUGUUUCUGGCAUAGAGGACAAAAUUGCUGCGUGGACUUUUCUUCCAAAAGAAAAUGGGGAAGACAUUCAGGUAUUGAGAUAUGAGCAUGGGCAGAGAUAUGAAUCACACUAUGAUUACUUUGUUGACAAGGUGAAUAUUGCCUGGGGAGGACAUCGUUUGGCUACUGUCCUCAUGUAUCUCUCUGAUGUGACCAAAGGCGGUGAAACAGUUUUCCCAAUGGCAGAGAAAUCUCCCCACAGGAGGGCUUCUGAAACAGACGAGGAUCUCUCAGAGUGUGCAAGGAAAGGAAUCGCAGUGAAACCAAAGAAAGGCGAUGCCCUUCUCUUCUUUAGCCUUGAACCAAAUGCCAUACCAGAUACCAAAAGUCUACAUGGAGGUUGCCCUGUCCUUGAAGGAGAAAAAUGGUCAGCAACAAAGUGGAUUCACGUAGAUUCUUUCAGCAAAAACUUAGCAAACGUUGGGAACUGUACGGAUCUAAAUGAAAGCUGUGAGAGAUGGGCUGCCUUAGGAGAAUGCACCAAAAACCCAGAGUACAUGGUCGGAUCUCCAGAGCUUCCUGGCUACUGUCGGAGGAGUUGCAGGACCUGUUGAUCUCAACAGUAUGUUCUUUCCACUCAUAAAUUUCCAUACCUUUUAGUCGAUAAAAUUCAUGUCUUUGGUGAAUAUUAAUUGUGGUAUUUUUAAAUUAUUGGGUUAGUUUAAAUUUCCUUUCCUUUCCUUUUGAGUGGCACUUUGCUUUGUUUUCCAUAGUGAGGUACCGUUUCUUCUAAAAGGAAAUACAUAAUGACUUAGAUAAAGUAGUCACUCA
Cucurbita maxima (winter squash) is the source of this 1246-nucleotide messenger RNA. Its product is annotated as probable prolyl 4-hydroxylase 4. The coding region runs from base 127 to 1029 and encodes 300 amino acids. Gene Ontology annotation, molecular function: procollagen-proline 4-dioxygenase activity; L-ascorbic acid binding; iron ion binding. Gene Ontology annotation, biological process: peptidyl-proline hydroxylation to 4-hydroxy-L-proline. Lineage: Eukaryota; Viridiplantae; Streptophyta; Magnoliopsida; Cucurbitales; Cucurbitaceae. The record is from RefSeq and is a predicted model, not a curated record. The transcript has 7 exons. Gene Ontology annotation, cellular component: endoplasmic reticulum.